CACAUACUUUAUCACACUCUGCCACCGAAUAAAGAUUCCUUUUAGAAUUUUUUAUCGCAGUUCCUUUUAUAUAUUAUGGAAGAGGCAAAGCUCUGUGUGAGCCUCAACCAUGGAUGACAACAACUUCCCAAAUGCAAAAGAUGUCUAUGGCACAGUCGCCAAAACUUACGCACAGUUCAGGCCCCGCUAUCCCUCUCAGCUUUUCUCCUUUCUUUCUUCCCUCACUCCACAACAUGAGCUGGCCUGGGAUGUGGGCACAGGCACUGGCCAAGCCGCCAUUGAGUUAUCAAAGCACUAUGCGAGAGUGGUGGGCACAGACACCAGUGAGGGGCAGAUUCAACACGCAGAGCGCCGCCACAAUAUAACAUACGCUGUGACGGCGCCGUCAUUGAGCGAGCAAGAACUGCUCUCCAUAGUCGGCCCUGAAUCUUCCGUGGAUCUGGUCACCGUCGCCACAGCCGUCCACUGGUUCGAUUUGGAUAAAUUUUACGCGCAGGUGAAACACGUGUUGAAGAAGCCCGGCGGCGUGAUUGCGGUGUGGGCGUAUUGGAAGCCGAUGGUGGAUCCAGCUGUUGACGCCGUUCGUGAACGGUUUUAUCGCAGAACAAACCCGCUUUUCCAUCCGGCUGUGAAAAUGGUGCUGGAUGACUAUGAAACUUUGCCGUUUCCAUUCGCACCAGUGGAGACAAUAAAAGUGGAGAUCGAAGAAGAUAGGACGUUUGAUGAGUAUAUGGGGUUUUUCACAACGGGGUCUGCAAUGGUGGGAAAGGAAGAAAUCUUGGAGGAGUAUAGGGCGGAAUUUGAGGCGGCGUGGGGAGCCGAGCUCCAUGUGACCAAGACUGUAAAGUUUCCGCUCUGCUUAAAGGUUGGGACGGUUUGAAACAGAGCAGAGAUUCUGUUGGUAACAUGCAAGCUUUGCUUUAGUUUUAAUAUGGUUUAAUGUGUUUUAUUGCAUGGUAAUCAUAUGGUUUGGUGAGUCUUAAAUCACUAAAUCAUACAUUAGGUUUAAGGAAUGUGAGUCAAUUCUGAGUGUUUUAACAUUUUUAAGUUUAGAAGUUAAAAGCUGAGUGUGUGAUUUAAGCUGUUAAUUUGGAGAUAUCUAUUUGAGUACUAUUAGGCUUUACAUGUUACUACAGACAUACAUGUCUGUCAAUCAAGUUUUUUCCAGAAAUAAUAAUAAAAGGCCCUACAAGUUGGUUUUAAAUUUA
Molecule: messenger RNA, 1208 nt
Organism: Cryptomeria japonica (Japanese cedar)
Lineage: Eukaryota; Viridiplantae; Streptophyta; Pinopsida; Cupressales; Cupressaceae
Exons: 2
Coding region: 110-880 (256 amino acids)
Source: RefSeq, a predicted model, not a curated record